Messenger RNA from Eutrema salsugineum, 2491 nucleotides. RefSeq names its product DUF724 domain-containing protein 6. The record is from RefSeq and is a predicted model, not a curated record. NCBI's taxonomy places the organism in Eukaryota, Viridiplantae, Streptophyta, Magnoliopsida, Brassicales, Brassicaceae. Bases 132 to 2231 code for a protein of 699 amino acids. The transcript is spliced from 7 exons.
UGGCGAUGGUCUUUCUUCCACUAGUACUUGGAGAAGUUUCUUUCUUUAUUCUUCAUUUCUAGGGUUCCUGAGUUGAAGAAGAGGAAGAGUAAAGUGGGUUCUUUUAUUGAAUUUCAUUUUGAGGGGAAGCAAUGUUGCAAAAUCCGGAGAAAGAAGGUGAAAAGUUGUCCAUAGCAAAAGACAGUGAAGUCGAAGUAACUUCUAAAGAAGAAGGUUUCAUAGGUGCAUGGUACAGAGCAAUCCUAGAGGAGAAGCCGACGAAAUCGAGACGCAAAAAGCUCCGAGUCCGUUACACGACUUUGUUCCAAGACGACUACUCGACUCCUCUCACCGAAACCGUCGAGCAGAGCUUUAUCCGGCCGGUCCCACCGGAGGAUCUGUACGACGGCGUCGUUUUCGAGGAAGGAUCGGUGGUCGACGGUGAUCUCAAAGAUGGAUGGUGGAAUGGUGUGGUCGUGAAGAAAAUGGAAGAUGAUCAAUUUUGGGUUUACUUCGAUUCUCCACCAGACAUAAUCCAGUUCGACAGGAAACAAUUGAGACCUCAUCUUGACUGGACCGGCUCGGAAUGGGUCCGAACUGAAAUCAAGGAACUGAGUAAGUCCCUGUUUAGCUCCGGGACAAUGGUGGAAGUGAGUCGUAAGAUUGAUAAAGUGGAAGCUGGCUGGGUCCCUGCAUUAGUCAUCAAGGAGAUUGGCAAGAAGAGACUCAUUGUCAAGCCUUGUGAUAAGUCAUUGACCUUCACCGCUGACGAAGUUAACUUUACCGUUGAUCUGUGCAACGUCAGGCCUAUACCUCCUCCGUCUUUUGUUGAAGAGUUUAAACUGUUAGAUCGUGUUGACAUCUUUCAUGGCUCGGUGUGGCGUCAAGGUCUGGUGAGGGGAGUUCUCUCUGGCAAACGCUACUCUGUGAGUUUCGUGGCCACAAAGGAGGAGUCGGUAUUCAAACAAUCUGAUCUUAGGCAUUCAAAGGAGUGGGAAAAUGGUGUUUGGCAUCAAGGACAAAAGAGAAAACCUGUAAAAGAAACUCCUUCAGACGGCAAAAGAAAGAUUUCAGUAACUAUGGAGACUACAUUGAGAGAAAUCAAUGCCUUGUGCAGAUCGAAAAAAAUGAAGAUAAUCCGUUCUACUACUGCUGCUAAGCAGAUCACUCAUGCCAGAAAAUCUCCUAAAAGGACUAGAAAGCAUACCAGAAAAUCCACGAAUCCUGCAGAAGACGCCGAGUCAGCCACUGAGGGUGAAACGGAGCUCCAUGAAACUGUAGCUGCAAUGGAAUUCUCGUUAGCUCAGGAAUCUGGAAAUCAAAUGGCUGGUGAUGAUAUCAUGAAUGGUGCUGCUACGCCAUUCGUAACCCCUCAAGUGAUACCAAUAGAAAAGGAAUCUGCUCCACCUGAAACCUCGGUCAUAAACGAGGCUGAAACUCAAGGAAUGGCAUCCCCUGAGAAGACCCUUCAGUCAAUGAGGGUGAAGUUUGGUUUGGGAGUUGGUUCAACUGAAGAGAAGACGUCUGAAGAGCAUGACAUCAAUGAAAACAGUCAUAAAAGGAAAAGAGAACAAAAGCACGACUCAAACCUUAAAGAGACUGAGUUAUCCCCUGAUCGAACCCCGAAUGCGGUUAAGAACUCUGCUGCUGAUGAAACCCGAGCAAAUGAGAAUACAUCAAUGGUUAUGCCUUUUGUGAAACACUCACCAAUCUGGGUAGCGCUUGAAUCAAUGGAGGUCUUUAAAACACUAAAGCAGUGUCCUCAUUUCAUCCCCUUGCUCGAGACAAGAGAAGAGUUCCGUGAAGGGUCAGCCGUGGGUGAGAUCGUGAAAUUUUCCUCUUUAUUAGAGAGAGUAAGAAAUCUGCACCUUGACACUCCCAAAAGCACACUGGAAGGACUCAAAGAGUGCUUUUUCGAGCUUGAGAAGUAUGGAUUCAAUGUUACAUCGCCUAUAUUGCGGAUUGACAUGUUGUUUACUCUCAAAGAUAAACAAGUCAAUACAGAGGAUAAACUAAAAGACAAUGAGAAAGAGAUGACAGAGGAAGUUAGCAAAUUGGAAAGAGUCGAAGAAAGUCUGAGAGAUGUUGAACGCAAGAUUCUUGAGCUGCAGAGCCAAGAAGCAGACUUGAAAGAAAAGAAGGAUGCUUCAGAGAAAAAGAUUGCCCAAAUGCAGCUGUAUGGAGAAGAUCUUGAUAAAAAGAUUCAAGAUGUGGAGCUUGAGUUUCAGACGAUCGUAUCAGCUCCUUGGUGAUAUUUCCUUGAUCAACCUUAAGCUCUUUCAUGUGAUGGUAAAGUUUGAAACAAAAAAACUAUGAUGAGCUCUAAGCUCUGUUUUUGCAAAUGAAAGCUAGAUUAGAUGUAGUAAAAAGACUUUUGGCCCUCAUAGUUAUGGUAGAUGAAAAGAUUAGUUUUGACUAAUCUGUCGAUGACUAAUUUCGGAAAAAAUUUUGUUACUUGUAAAUCUUGAUGUAUAUAUAACGGGGGGAUUGUUCAGUGGUUUUUUAUUGGUAA